This is a messenger RNA of Verticillium dahliae VdLs.17, 381 nucleotides long. RefSeq lists its product as uncharacterized. Gene Ontology annotation, molecular function: acyltransferase activity, transferring groups other than amino-acyl groups. The transcript has 2 exons. Bases 1 to 381 code for a protein of 126 amino acids. Lineage: Eukaryota; Fungi; Ascomycota; Sordariomycetes; Glomerellales; Plectosphaerellaceae. The record is from RefSeq and is a predicted model, not a curated record.
AUGGUCUACGCCGACGGCAUGCCCCCGCCCAAGGAGAGGACGUUCUUGCCGGGCAUGAAUUUCGAGGCUGCCAAGCUGAUGUACGGGGGGAUUGACAGCCUGCGGAAGAACGUCGAGGGUCUGAAAUGCAUGUAUUUGAAUGUCCUGGUGACGGACCCCGAGCAUCAAGGCCGCGGCGCGGGGAAGCUGCUGAUGCAAUGGGGCGCUGACGAGGCGGAUCGCCUUGGACUGGCGACGUUCCUUGAGUCUUCGGAAGCGGGACACGUGCUGUAUCCCAAGUUUGGGUUCCAGGAUGUCGAGCCGCUCGUGGUCAGCCUUGCGGAGUUUGGGCUUGAGAGGCCUUAUCGAGCGUGGGGCAUGGUGAGGCCGGCGAAGGAGUGA